AAAAAAGUUGAGAAUGGUAGAAUACUCUGUGCUGUUUAUCCGGAAAACACUUCGAUGGCAUGGAUUAUUCCAGCAAGGUACAACCCAUACAGUAUGCCAAAAACUCUUGCAGAUGACCGAUUGUCUUUACCUGCUGAAGAUUACGUGACGAUUCUUUUAGAAGACAUUAUGUGUUUUUGCAUAUUUUACAGUCGAUUACUUGCAUUUUGGGUCUCACUGUCUAUUAUAGUUCUUGUGAUUAUCCUUCUUUCACAGCCAAAUGCAGGGUUACCAAUCCUUAUAUUUACUUUUGUAUGGAUGAUUGUUUUUUUUGCUGGUAUAAUUGGAGUCUUGGUCAUCAAGAAACAGAUUCUUAUUGGUUUGAGACACUGUGUACAGUCAGCAAAUAAGUUCCUAGUUCGAAGUGAUAUUCUUGCUGGAAUUGACGACCGUGGUGUACUCUCCUGUCAUAAAGUAGUGAUAAUUUUUAUGUUUAUAAGGACAGGGGAAUGUUUGCCAGAUGUACAACGUCUGAUCAGGCAGCAAAAUGCUAUGGCUGUAAACGGUCCAAAGCAAAUGAGCCAUAAAGAAGUUGAAGAACUUUCUGAAACGCUGGUUUUAAAAUACAGUAACAAUUUUGUGAAAGAUACAACAAAGAAGAAAUUAACAUUUCCUACUCGGCCGUUGGAAGGUGUUUCUGAAUUUGCUCCAAAACAUUGUGCCACUUCAUACUGCAUUUGUCAGUAUAUUGAAAAGCAUUUUAAUCGUCCACGUCGAGAAUGGUAUGAUCGAAUUAUUUGA
Messenger RNA from Enterobius vermicularis (human pinworm), 780 nucleotides. The record is from the annotation of a GenBank genome assembly. Lineage: Eukaryota; Metazoa; Nematoda; Chromadorea; Rhabditida; Oxyuridae.